Molecule: messenger RNA, 436 nt
Organism: Guyanagaster necrorhizus
Lineage: Eukaryota; Fungi; Basidiomycota; Agaricomycetes; Agaricales; Physalacriaceae
Exons: 1
Coding region: 115-372 (85 amino acids)
Source: RefSeq, a predicted model, not a curated record
UCAAGUCCCUCAUCGAUCACCUGGCGUCCCACUGGCAUAUGAGCGAGGAUUUACCUAUGUUCGGUUUCCUUCCCUUCCUCGGUGGUUUCAAGCAUCCGCAUUAGUGACACCAGAAUGGAAGAAGGGACGCGUCAAUUUACCGACUACUCUUUUUUUAAUAUGGUGUCUUUGAGGUGGAAGAGCAAAAGGUUGAAGGCCGUUCACCUGACUGUUCCUGAGACAGGGGAAGACCUCAGCUGGAGUUUAACUUCGGAGCAUAUUGAUGAGCUCCAAAAGUUCAAAAAUGAUGGAUUGAAUAUACACCUUGCGGUGGAGCGCUAUAUUCCUGGUCCUAAUCCUUGUGACAACAUCGCACUUGAGAGAUUUGUUUAGAUACCCUUGGUUUAUGCAUCUCACUAUGUAGCUGAAUAGAGCCGAUAACCAAACAGUUUCUGCC